Molecule: messenger RNA, 681 nt
Organism: Penicillium longicatenatum
Lineage: Eukaryota; Fungi; Ascomycota; Eurotiomycetes; Eurotiales; Aspergillaceae
Product: spindle checkpoint protein MAD2
Exons: 8
Coding region: 1-681 (226 amino acids)
Biological process (GO): mitotic spindle assembly checkpoint signaling
Cellular component (GO): kinetochore; nucleoplasm; cytoplasm
Source: RefSeq, a predicted model, not a curated record
AUGCCUGAAGCUAAAGACAAGUCCAAGGUGCACAAGCUGGUCAUCAAGGGGUCGGCGAAGCUUGUGGCCGAAUUCUUUGAGUACUCGAUUAACUCUAUCCUAUUCCAACGUGCUGUUUACCCUCCCGACGAUUUUAUAACUGUCAAGAAAUAUGGCCUCAACAUGCUUGUUUCCGCGGACGACCAAGUGAAGGCGUACAUCAAGAAGAUCAUGUCGCAACUGAACAGGUGGAUGGCCGGUGGAAAGAUCUCAAAGCUGGUAGUGGUCAUCACUGAUCGGGACACUGGAGAACAUGUAGAGCGAUGGCAAUUUGAUGUUGAGGUUUUUGGCAAAUCCUCAAAGAGCAAGAGUGCCGGAAAAUCAGGUGAUAAAGAGAAUGCGGCUCCUAGCGAUGCCAGUGCUCAGGCUGCUGAGCCCGUCGAAAAGACCGAAAAGGAGAUCCAAGAUGAGAUCCAGGCCAUCUUCCGCCAGAUUACCGCUUCGGUUACCUUCCUCCCUGUCCUUGAUGGGGACUGCACAUUCAACGUUCUGGUGUAUGCCGACGCUGACUCAGAUGUUCCUGUGGAGUGGGGUGACAGCGACGCAAAGGAAAUCAAGAAUGCGGAGAAGGUCCAGCUACGCAGCUUCAGUACCAAUAACCACCGGGUGGGUACAAUGGUUAGCUACCGGAUGGCAGACUAA